Molecule: messenger RNA, 1271 nt
Organism: Nymphaea colorata (pocket water lily)
Lineage: Eukaryota; Viridiplantae; Streptophyta; Magnoliopsida; Nymphaeales; Nymphaeaceae
Exons: 6
Coding region: 139-1236 (365 amino acids)
Source: RefSeq, a predicted model, not a curated record
GGGACAAAGAGAGUAGUGUUGAUUUCUGAACCUCGUUUCAGUCUGCCUUUAAUCUUCGUCUUACCAUCAUCGGUGGAAGAAGAAGGAUUAAGGUCAAGGGAAAAGGGACGAGAGGAAGAGGGAAGGGGAAGAUUCAGGAUGGCUGGAGAAGAAGAAGAAGAAGAAGAAAAGAUUGCAGCCUUCAAUCUCGUCAAGAAAUCAGAUACGUGCGAGAGAUGUGACGGGUCGACCGCAGCUUGGCUCAUGGAGAACGCCCCUGCCUCUCCAUCUCCCAUCUGUAGUCCUAGCCGCUUAUCUUGCUCGAGCCCAAGGGAGCUCCUCCUCCCUCGGGCUUCAACCGAGCUUCCUGUUCUUUCAUGCCGAAGGAGCCAGAGCACCUGUGUUACAUCAGACAAUAACGGGUCACAAAAUGAUAAAACAGGAGCAGGGAAAGAGAAGAGACGGUUUUCUUUCUCUAGAUGCUCUUACCAGCACAAGCUGCGGCAUUACGGUUUCUACCCGAAGAAGUUUAUAGGAAGAAAUGUCAUAGAUCGAGCAGUUGCUUCUGAAGUCAAACCAGGCCGCCAUGCAAAUCCUUUACCUAUCCGAACAAGAGGAGUGACUUUCUGCAAUGAAUUUGAUAUCAAUUCUUCAGCAGAUAACCGGUCAAGAGAUUCCAAUGUUGAUAGUGAAUCGCAGGAUAUGAGCUUGUCUCCUACUAGUGAAGAGCAAAGGGACAUUCCAAGGGUUUCUUUUGCAUCUGAGCUCACUGUUUCUGAAGGAGGGUAUUUGGAUAGCGGUGGAAGUACAUUUGAGAGCUCAAGGAAUGAAAGUCUAGUAGACGGCGACGGUGAUUUUCCUUCCCCAUGCAGCAAACGUCAUGGGAGAUGCUUUCCACAUUCUGCUCUAAACAGUGAAAAGAAGGACUCGGCUGACAAGCUUAACGUAUGGAAGCAAGCACAGACUGAAAAGCUUGUUACUAGUUUAAGGAAGAAGGAAGGUGCCAUCAAUGCAUGGGAAGCUGAGCAGACCAACAAAGCCAGAACCCACAUGACGCAAAUUGAGAAUAAAUUGGAAAAGAAAAGGUUGAAGUCAUUCACAAAGAUGCAGAAGAUCAUCAGCAAUGUCCAAAAGAAGGCCGAGGAGAAAAAGGUCAAAGAGAGGAGAAUCUGCUUGAGGAAGAUCUCGAAGCUCAACACUGUGUCUACGAAGUUCAGUGCUUCUCGCAAGCUUCCAUGGCUGCUCUUGUUUUUCUGAUUUCUCUUCGAAAUGAUCAUACGGUACACUGGAGA